AUGGAGAGCGCUGCCUCACCCACCUGCCUGCCCCUCUCUGCCCUCUCGCAGCCACAGCUGCCGGGGAUGGUCCUGGACUAUCUGGAUGGGAGAAAGUGUCGUGAGAGUGUCCUGCCCAUCCUCUCAAGGAACCUGCAGAGCCAGUGCCCUGACAGGCGGCGCCUGGCACUGAGAGGGCUCCUUGUUCUCAGUGUGGAUCCCUCGAUGGCCGACAGCAUCUGCAGCCUGGCUGAAAGCCUCCUGGAGCUGCUGCAUCAUGAAGACACAGAGCUGGUUGAGAUGACCCUCUCUGUCUUCCUGAAUGUGCUCCGGAUUGGAGAUCUUCAGGCAUUCAGCUGCGAUGCUCCACAGCUGGCUGAGACACUCCAGCCACUGUUUGAAAAUGACAACAGCCAUGUGCAGCUGCUCUCCAUUUGCCUCUUCCAAGAGGUGAUGGAGAUGGUAGCGAAAGAGGGAAAGACGGAUGUGUGCCAGGGCCUGCUCCCAUUCUUCCACUGGGAUGAUGAGAAGGAGUGUGGGGCAGAGGCAACCCUGGCACUGUGGCACAUCAUCCAGGAGCCCGAAUGCGAAGAGGCCAUGAUCAGUCAUGCCCCACACCUCCUCUUGUCUCUGCUCUUCCAAAUUUCCAUGAGCACAGAGCAGAUGUCAGAGGAGGUCAAUGCUUUCUGGAGGCAGUGCCAGGAGGAACACGGCCUUCCCAACAACCCCAGCAGGUUUGCAGUACAGACCCUGAAGGCUCUGCUCUGCCGCCUGCACUGGGAGAAUGAGGUGGUGGCCAUUGAACGAAAGCGUGGCUGGGAGACACUUCUUUGUUCAGACACCCACCAUUAUGCAGUGGGGCUGCUGGCCAGGGAGAUGCGACAUGUCCUUGUCCCCUUCCAUUGCGAGAUGGCAAUUCACCUUCUCGGGCUGCUCAGCAGGGAGGAACCCCACUGGGAGCUCCCUGCCCUGGCAUUCCUCGUAGAGAUCCUGGACUAUCUGGAUGGGAGAAAGUGUCACGACACAGUUCUGCCCAUCCUAUCAAGGAACUUGCAGAGCCAGUGCCCUGAGAGGCAGCGCCUGGCACUGAGAGGCCUCCUGGUUCUCAGUGUGGAUCCCUCGAUGGCCGAAAGCAUCUGCAGCCUGGCUGAAAACCUCCUGGAGCUGCUGCGUCAUGAAGAUGUAGAGAUGGUCGAGAUGACCCUCUCUGUCUUCCUGAACAUGCUCCAGGAUGAAGACCUUCAGGCAUUCGGCUCUGCUGCCCUGAAGCUGGCUGAGGCACUGCAGCCACUGUUUGAUAAUGACAACAGCCAUGUGCAGCUGCUCUCCAUUCGCCUCUUCCGAGAGGUGAUGGAGUUGGUAGUGGAAGAGGGAAAGGAGACACUUGUGCACCAGAGCCUGGUGCCACUCCUCUUCCACUGCCAUGACGAGACCCAGUGCGUGGCAGAGGCCUCUCGGGAAACUCUCCUUUGUGCUGCAAGUUUGCUCAAGAGGAGAGAUCUGGAGCAGCUGCUUAGGAAAAAACAGCACUUGGAGUUCUGUGAUUGCCUGAUGGACAAGGACAUGAGCCGAAGGGACGAGCACCUGCGCCAGGCUCUGACCUACCUGCAGAGCCCACAGCAGCCCCUGAGAGAGCUGGCCGUCAGGUUCAUG
Empidonax traillii (willow flycatcher) is the source of this 1632-nucleotide messenger RNA. Its product is annotated as maestro heat-like repeat family member 5. Gene Ontology annotation, cellular component: cytoplasm. The record is from RefSeq and is a predicted model, not a curated record. The transcript is spliced from 12 exons. Lineage: Eukaryota; Metazoa; Chordata; Aves; Passeriformes; Tyrannidae. The annotation marks the transcript as partial.